UUGCGCGCCAAACUUUAUCAGUCGAAUGCAGUCGAGUGAUUCAUUUGAUGUAAUGCGCGAUAGUUUUACGAUAGCUCGAGUGUUGAGUAUUUAUCAAGUGUCAUUUCAUAAAAGUAUAAAAAAUGUCAGGCCCUUCCGACGUAGCGAAAGAUCCGGAGGAUACUAUUAAAAUUUUAGUAGCCACGGACAUCCAUCUCGGUUACAAUUACAGUAAAAAAAGAGGUGGACACACCGAUGACAGUUUCAUAACAUUUGAGGAAAUAUUAAAGUAUGGAGAGGACAACGAAGUCGAUCUUGUUUUGUUAGCUGGAGACUUGUUUCACGAUACUAAACCAUCGCAAGUUACGUUACUUAAGUGCAUAGAACUGCUGCGAAAAUAUUGCUUGGGUACCAGAGAGUGCAAAUUGGAAUUCCUAACUGAUCCGGAACUGGUAUUUCGACACUGUGAGCAAAAGCAUGUGAAUUACGAAGAUCCCAAUUUAAAUAUCUCAAUGCCGGUAUUUACCAUUCAUGGGAAUCACGAUGACCCAAAUAUGGGAACUGUUGGUUCGAUAGAUGUACUGUCGGCUACUGGGCUCGUAAAUUACUUUGGAAAGUGGACAGAUCUCUCUCGCAUAGUUAUACCACCCGUAAUCUUGAAAAAACAUAAUACAAGUGUCGCUCUUUACGGCUUGAGUUAUAUCAACGAUCAGAGAUUAUCCAGAUUGUACAGGAGCGAGAAGGUGGAACUGUUACGUCCAACAACAAACAUGGAUGCUUUCAACAUAUUUGUCCUACAUCAGAAUCGCGUCAAGCAUGCCCAGUAUGCUCAUAUACCAGAAGGUAAACUCCAUAAAUUCCUCAAUUUAGUUAUCUGGGGUCAUGAACAUGAAUGUCGUCCUGCUGCUGAGCAUAAUAUGGAAGGUGGAUACUGGAUUUUCCAACCAGGAAGCUCCAUUGUUACUUCUUUGUGUGAGGCUGAAUCAAAACCUAAACAUGUCGGCCUCUUAAAGAUAAAUAAAAAUGAUUUCAAAAUAAAAAACCUGAAAUUGAAGAGCGUCCGACCAUACAUCUUUGAGAAUAUGAUUCUUCGUGAUCACGACAUCAAGAUGGGGGAUUGUGUUUCAUUGGCAGAUUCUGUGAGUCAAUACGUGGAUCAGUAUAUCGAGAAUGAGAUCAUGCCAAAAGUUGUCAAUCAGCUUACAGGAUAUCCUAAUCAACCAACCCAACCAUUAAUCCGAUUGAGAAUAUUUUAUGAAGAUGACAAUGAACAAUUUGAUACAUUAAGCUUAGCACAAAAAUAUUGUGAUGAAGUGGCUAAUCCGAUGGAGAUGAUUCUGUUCCGUAAAAUUUCGGAAAGAACAAAACGUGUGCUCAACGAAGGAGUUGAUGAUGUGGAUGACAUCGCAGAAUUAUUCCAAGGAGAGUUGGACCAUGAUUGGAUUAGUACAGUGCCAGGGGGAAUCAAGAAAUAUUUCGAUAAGGAAGAAAACAAGGACAAGUUAACAGUAUUAACCGUAGCAGCGUUAAACGAAGCGUUAAAUCGAUAUGUCGAUCUGGGCGAUACGGAUGCUUUUAGAAUCGCCGUAAAGAACGAAAUGAAGAAGAACAUCGAGUAUAUAAGUGCACAAAAUACUGAUACAUUGGAAGAUAUCCGUACAGAAAUAAAAAAAUUCCGUGAUUCAAGGCUUCAAGAGGAACAAGAGGAAGGACAAGAGCAAAAUGACGUUGCAAGACCAUCAAACAAUGCAUUUCAAACGAGUCCGAGAAGAGUUGAACAGUCUCGUCCUACUGAUUUAACGAAUGACAGCAGUGAUAGCAGCGAAGAUUUAAAUUCAUCAACGUCAUCGACCAGAGGAAGGGGAAGAGGUAGGGCUAGAGGUAGAGGUAGAGCCAGAGGUUCUGGAGAUGCCAGAGGAGCCAAAAGAGGACGUGGUAGAGCAAAAUCUGAUGAUCGGAAUGUUUCCAUUGUAAGAUUGCUACAAAACUCCAGAAGUGCUCGAGCAAAACGGGUAAAUGAAGAUUACAUUGUUCUUUCAGAUUCCGAUUAAUUAUUAAGUACAGAUACUUAUACUAUUUAAACAUAAUGUAUAUGUUUAAACAUAAUAUACAUAUAUGUAUUCAAAUAAAUAUUAUUUUACAUACAAAA
Ooceraea biroi (clonal raider ant) is the source of this 2128-nucleotide messenger RNA. It is a transcript of the gene mre11, whose product is annotated as double strand break repair nuclease mre11. Gene Ontology annotation, molecular function: manganese ion binding; 3'-5'-DNA exonuclease activity; single-stranded DNA endonuclease activity. Gene Ontology annotation, cellular component: site of double-strand break; Mre11 complex; nucleus. Lineage: Eukaryota; Metazoa; Arthropoda; Insecta; Hymenoptera; Formicidae. The record is from RefSeq and is a predicted model, not a curated record. Gene Ontology annotation, biological process: telomere maintenance; mitotic intra-S DNA damage checkpoint signaling; mitotic G2 DNA damage checkpoint signaling.